Messenger RNA from Prunus armeniaca (apricot), 627 nucleotides. NCBI's taxonomy places the organism in Eukaryota, Viridiplantae, Streptophyta, Magnoliopsida, Rosales, Rosaceae. The record is from the annotation of a GenBank genome assembly.
AUGGAAUUAGCAGCCGCGUCUUCGGCUGCACGGCCGACUGGUGCCGCCCUUAGCAAGAGGCCGUCAUCGAAGUCGUCGUUUCGGCUUCGGUGCGCGAGCCUAAACUCCCUCCGCCUCCGCCGCGUCUUCGACGUGUUCGACAAAAACCAAGACGGGCUCGUCAGCGUCCACGAGAUCUGCCAAGCCCUCGCUCUCCUCGGCCUUGAUGUCGAAAUCUCCGACCUCCAUUCCACGAUCAAAUCCUUCAUCCAACCCUCCAACGACGGCCUCAAUUUCGACGACUUCCUCUCCCUCCACCAGUCCCUCUCCGACACCUACUUCGCCUACGACGACGACGACGAAGAGUCUGUCGUUGCUUCUGCGGCAGAAUGCGAAGGAAAGAGGAAGAUGUCCCAGGAGGAGUUGGAUCUUUCGGAGGCGUUCAAGGUGUUUGACGAGGACGGAGAUGGGUUCAUCUCGGCCAAGGAGUUGCAGGUGGUGCUUGCCAAGCUAGGGUUCCAGGAAGGCAAUGAGAUUGAUAGAGUUCAGCAGAUGAUCACCUCCGUUGACCGCAACCACGAUGGGCUCGUUGACUUGUUCGAGUUCAAGGACAUGAUGCGCACCACUGUUCUUGUUCCCUCCUCGUAA